Messenger RNA from Labrus mixtus (cuckoo wrasse), 3766 nucleotides. RefSeq names its product cholinergic receptor, nicotinic, alpha 5 (gene chrna5). Gene Ontology annotation, molecular function: transmembrane signaling receptor activity; acetylcholine-gated monoatomic cation-selective channel activity. The coding region runs from base 1056 to 2486 and encodes 476 amino acids. Gene Ontology annotation, biological process: regulation of membrane potential; chemical synaptic transmission; nervous system process. The record is from RefSeq and is a predicted model, not a curated record. Gene Ontology annotation, cellular component: neuron projection; synapse; postsynaptic membrane. Lineage: Eukaryota; Metazoa; Chordata; Actinopteri; Labriformes; Labridae. The transcript has 9 exons.
GCCAAUUUUUCCCCAUUGCUAUUAUUUCAAAGCAAAACCAAUACUGUUAGAAACCCAGAGUUGGCAGUGUUGCAAUAUUUGGAUGUUAAUCCCUCCUGCCUGCAACUGCAUGGAGACUUUUGGCUCAUUUGUUUAAUUUACAUGGUGUGAACAUAACAUGCCGUAUGUCUGGUCUGUCUGUCGGUAGGAUCACAUUAGAUUAAAUAUUCCAAUCUAGAUUUGCACUUUUGAAUGAUCCUUCAUUUCUUUACAGCGUCAGAUUAAUUAAUACAUGUAAAUGUAGGUUUAGUUGCUAAUUUUUAGCCCAUAGUUAAUUUCCAAGUUAUUUUAAACCUUACUAUUUGUGUAAGACUAUAGUCGCCCCACACAUGAAUAUUAAUGACAAAGCUCGAUAUUCAACAGUAACUCUACACUUAUUUUUAACCACAGGCUGGAAAUUGAUUUUUUUUUUCAAUCUCAUGCAACAUCUUUGGGUCCUCCUCAAUAUGCUGUCGCCAUGGCAGCACACACACACACACACUCACACAGAGAGAUUGACAGUGAUUGGAGGGACAAAAUGUUGCAUCACAUUUUACUGUGUGCAUUAUUAGAUAAGAAACAGGGAUAUGUGAAGCAGAUUCUCAGUGGCAGAGCUUUCUUUGCAUUUCCUUGAUGCUGCUGUGGAAAAGGCGGCGGCAUGGAGGGGGCGACUAUCCCUGCCUGUGAUUAGUGACCAUGAGAAUGAUAUGAGAAGGGGAGGAGGGGGUUGUUGUGGUGGCAAAAAGGGGCGGGCUCUCAGUAUGGAAAAGGAGAAGGAGAAGGAUGCGUAGUCUUUGCACAAUUGGAAGCAGCUAGGAGUGAAGCAGCAUCUGUAUGAGGCGAGAAAAGGAACCUGUGUGCAAUCGAGGAGUGCUUGAGCAGCACUGUGGCUGUCGUCAACUACCACCACUCUGGAUAGUGUGUUAAUGGAAGAGACCCAGAGCAGUGAUUUUCCAAGGUGGUCUAUAAGCAAGAUUGCAUGGAGAUUUACCACAGAUCUGUGAUGCCAGCUGUGUGGAUCCGGUGCCACCUCUGAUAUGAUGUUGAGAGCAGGAGGGGCAGCCACCUCUCUAGCACUGCUGCUGCUGCUGCCAUUGCUGUGCUGUUGCCACCUGUGCCACUCACUGCGGGUUCCAAAACUCUCCUCCUAUGCAAAAGCAGAGGACAAGCUGUUCAAAUACCUCUUUGGAAACUACCAGAAAUGGGUUCGCCCAGUAGAAUACCUAAACCAGACGAUACGUGUGAAGUUCGGACUGGCCAUCUCCCAGCUAGUUGAUGUGGAUGAGAAAAAUCAGCGGAUGACAACCAAUGUGUGGAUGAAACAGGAGUGGAUUGACAUGAAGCUGAGAUGGAACCCUAAUGACUAUCUGGGCAUCACAAUUAUACGCGUCCCUUCAGACAGGCUCUGGCUCCCUGAUGUCGUACUGUAUGAUAAUUCAGAUGGGCGUUUUGAGGGUACGGUCACUAAGGCUGUUGUGAAAUAUGAUGGAACCAUAGCAUGGACACCACCAGCUAAUUACAAGUCAGCCUGCACCAUUGAUGUCACAUUCUUCCCUUUUGACCUCCAGAACUGUUCUAUGAAGUUCGGUUCCUGGACGUAUGAUGGCUCCCAGGUGGACAUCACACUGGAGGACUUCCACGUGGACAAACAGGACUAUUUUGACAAUGGUGAAUGGGAGAUAGUGAAAGCCACAGGCAGCCGUGGUAUCAGAACAGACAGCAGCUCUUCCUAUCCCACCAUCACUUAUUACUUCAUCAUCCGCCGUCUGCCUCUUUUCUACACCCUUUUCCUCAUCAUUCCCUGCAUUGGCCUGUCCUUCCUUACCAUCCUCGUCUUCUAUCUCCCGUCAAACGGUGGAGAGAAGAUCUCUCUUUGCACCUCAGUCCUGGUGUCACUCACAGUUUUCCUCCUGGUCAUCGAGGAGAUCAUCCCGUCCUCCUCAAAGGCCAUCCCUCUCAUCGGAGAGUACCUAGUCUUCACCAUGAUUUUCGUCACACUCUCCAUUAUCAUCACAGUCUUUGCCAUCAACAUCCACCAUCGCUCAUCGUCCACACACCAUGAUAUGGCCCCCUGGGUGAGGAGGAUUUUCCUGCACAUGUUGCCUAAGCUGCUUUGCAUGCGCAGCCAUGCGGAUCGGUACGCCACGGCAGGAGCAGCCAGAGCCAGAUGUGCAGUAGGAUUGGGUCUGAUGAAGGACCAAGCACCUGAACUGACACCUCUCCUGUACACCAGACACAGCCUAGAAGCUGCUUUGGAUUCUAUUCGCUACAUAACCAUGCAUGUAGUUAAAGAAAAUGAGGUCAGAGAGGUGGUUCAAGACUGGAAGUUUGUAGCCCAGGUCCUGGAUCGGAUGUUUCUUUGGGCCUUCCUCUUGGUGUCGAUCUUGGGCACUGCUCUCCUCUUCAUCCCAGUUAUUUACAAAUGGGCCAACAUCAUCGUCCCUAACCACGCUGGAAGCACCCUCUAGUAACCACACUGACUGAUGGAGGCAAACACAAAGCACAUUAAAACACUUUGUUAUGGGACAUAUUUUGGACUGAAGGACUGAAAUACUGAGAGUAGCAACAGGUUCAGGUCCUGCUCUAAUAUCUGCAGUCAUCCUCAGAGCCGAAGCGAGAGAUCAGGCUGCUGCUUGCUGAUUUUAUCUCACAGAAACCUGUUUUUAGUUUGAGAGGGAUUUAAACUUCUGUAUUUGUGAGAACAGUGAUAAAAUCAGAUUCAGUUCAUUUCAGUACAACUAUGUCCUUGUCAUGGCAGCUCACCACCAAGAUAAAUAUACCUGCACACAAUAGAUAGAAGAGGACCUUUGCUCCCAUUUUACGUAUGACUUUCUAUCAGCCUAUUUGCUCUCCUAAUUGCUCUCUAUUUGGAAAGCUGACCACUUUAUUCAUGGAACAUGCUCCAAACAAAAGGGGUGAUUCAACUUCUAAUCACUUAAAAAGACAUACAUAUCAUGGCAUCAGCAAGUGUCAUUAAUAUAUUGAUAUUUCUGUAGAAUAUUCUUAAAGGUAAUUAUGUGAAAUGUGAUUAAAGAGCUGGAACAUAAUGCUGAAAAAAGAACCACAGAUAACUACUAUAAAAACCUGUAUCUUUGUGACAUCUGUUAACUUCUGUGUACACUUUCCAAAGUUACAUAAAAACAAUGUACAGACGAUCAUUCAGACUGCACGCAGGUUCAGCACUCCUUUUUAGAGACCCACGUGGUUAAAUGAUUCUCUAUUCCACUUGACUGUGCGUGGGAGAAGGAGAGGUCGACUUUCUUGCCAAGACUUGAAUUUCUCAGGCACCACUUCCUCUCAGCCUGAGGGCACAGUCUCCUGAGGACUGUAAAGCUAUCCUUUCUAGAUCAGUACAAAGACAACGUAGGUCCACAGUGUUUUUAGCCUACCUGUAGCUUAGCACCAAGACUUAGCUUCAGUGUAACUGAAAACAGAUCUUGUUUGAUUGAUGCUGCAUGCAGAUACCUCAGAUGAUGUGAUUCAGAGACAUGUUAUAAAGGCCUUUAGGUUCUCUUCACCACUAACAACAUCUCCAAUAAUCAGGAAGACGCUGUCAGCCUAUGUCGAGCCUGCACUGCCACCGCAUGGCCAUGUUGUCACAUUACAGCUAAAAAGAAAAAGCAACAAAGGCACGUUGACGAGCAUGAACAUGUUUGGGACCGAGGUUGUGAAAUCUGCAACAUUUUAGUUGGUUACUACUACAUUGAAUGUAGAGAAUGUUAUUAAAAAGUGAUGAACAAAAUCAUUA